Drosophila serrata is the source of this 2412-nucleotide messenger RNA. RefSeq names its product nicotinic Acetylcholine Receptor alpha3 (gene nAChRalpha3). Lineage: Eukaryota; Metazoa; Arthropoda; Insecta; Diptera; Drosophilidae. The record is from RefSeq and is a predicted model, not a curated record. Gene Ontology annotation, biological process: monoatomic ion transmembrane transport. Gene Ontology annotation, molecular function: transmembrane signaling receptor activity; acetylcholine-gated monoatomic cation-selective channel activity. Gene Ontology annotation, cellular component: postsynaptic membrane.
AUGAAGUGGUUUCAAGUGACCAUAGAUAUGAUUCUUGUGCUUUCAUUUAUAUCAAGCAGCACAGCAAAUCCGGAUGCGAAACGAUUGUACGACGAUUUGCUGAGCAACUAUAACAAACUGGUCCGGCCGGUGGUGAAUGUUACGGAUGCUCUCACCGUUCGCAUCAAGCUGAAGCUAUCGCAGCUGAUUGAUGUCAAUCUGAAGAACCAAAUCAUGACCACAAAUCUGUGGGUGGAGCAAUCCUGGUAUGAUUACAAACUCAAAUGGGAGCCCAAGGAAUAUGGUGGCGUUGAGAUGCUUCAUGUCCCCUCCGAUCACAUUUGGCGGCCGGAUAUAGUGCUCUAUAAUAAUGCCGAUGGCAACUUUGAGGUAACGCUGGCCACCAAAGCCACGCUGAACUAUACAGGACGCGUGGAAUGGCGUCCUCCGGCCAUAUACAAGAGCUCCUGUGAAAUCGAUGUGGAGUAUUUUCCCUUUGAUGAGCAGACCUGUGUUAUGAAAUUUGGCAGCUGGACCUAUGAUGGCUUUCAGGUGGAUUUGCGACACAUUGACGAGCUGAACGGCACCAAUGUCGUUGAGGUAGGCGUGGAUCUGUCCGAAUUUUACACGUCUGUCGAAUGGGAUAUCCUUGAAGUUCCAGCAGUGAGAAAUGAAAAGUUUUAUACCUGCUGCGAUGAGCCAUAUCUGGACAUUACCUUUAACAUCACAAUGCGCCGGAAAACGCUUUUCUAUACGGUUAACCUGAUCAUUCCCUGCAUGGGCAUCAGUUUCCUUACCAUUCUGGUGUUCUAUCUGCCAUCGGACAGUGGCGAGAAGGUCUCAUUAAGCAUAUCCAUUCUGCUGUCGCUCACUGUGUUCUUCCUGCUCCUGGCGGAAAUCAUUCCGCCCACGUCCCUGGUGGUCCCGCUCCUGGGAAAGUUCGUGCUCUUCACCAUGAUACUGGAUACCUUCAGCAUCUGUGUGACUGUGUUGGUGCUGAACAUCCAUUUCCGGUCACCGCAGACACACACAAUGGCGCCCUGGGUGCGGACCGUGUUCAUUAACCAACUGCCCCGUUUCCUGGUCAUGCGCCGGCCUCUGUAUCCGAUCAGUGAGAUGAUCAAAUCCUCGCGCCGCCUGAUGGUGCGCACAUGCAAUGGACUCGAAUUAAGGGAUCAAAUACCACCGCUGCCGCCACCGGUGGCACUGUCCCGCAUGCACCAUAGCCCCAAGACCACAUCCCGGAGCACCUCGCCCCACCUGCAGCACCGCGUGCAGACACUCAACCUACUCGACGAGUGUGGCAUGGGCAUGAGUAUGGGCGGCAUGGGCGGCAUGGGUGGCAUGGGUGGCGCCUCCACCAUCACCGGCCAUCUGAGCUCACUGUAUCCUCCGACCAUGUCGACGAUGAACCAACAGACCUCGACCACAUCCUCGCUGAUCGACGCCCAGUAUCACAAUCAAUAUCAGCAGACGGGCGGCUCGCUGCUGGAUCAUCCGCUGACGCCCACCAAGUUCCGCCAAAUGACCUCGACCUCCAGCCAGACGGGUCAGAACGGAGGCAAUAAUGGAGGCUCCGGCUAUGGCCAUGGACAGGGCGCGGGGCAGCUCUAUCGCCAGCAGUCAAGCUGUUCGGCCAAUUUCUCGCCGCUGCCACAGCAUGCCCAUCAAUCGCACGCCUCCACAACAACCAGCGAUCUGGGCAUGGCCAAUCCGAAUGUGAUAAAGUCCACGACGACGGUGAACUCGGUGGCCACCGCCUCAACGCUGGCCGAAUCCUGUUGCAGCGGCGCCAUACAGAUACAUCAGGGCAUGGGUGCCGGUGUUGCCUGCCAAUCCUCGGAGCUGCUGCAUCAUCAGCAGAUUCCACUACAGAUGCAUCAUCAGUUGCAUUCCUCCCAGCAGCAGCAGCGGCCCAGUACCUCUGCAGCUGCAGCCGCUGCAGCAGCAGCAGCAGCAUCCGGUGGACCCAGCACCUCUGCAGCGGCAGCAGCAGCGGCGGCAGCUGCGGCGGCGGCGGCGGCCGGAACACCACCGCCCCCACCUCCACCGCCACCGCCGGCCGGCGUUUGUGAUAUACUGCCCGCCUGCCAGCGCGAGGGCGGUCCCCAUUGCUGCUCCGGCCGGGGCAAUGUCCGCCAUCGGUGGCACACCUGCCCGGAGCUGCACAAGGCCAUGGAUGGGGUCAACUAUAUAGCAGAUCAGACGCGCAAGGAGGAGGAGAGCACGAGGGUGAAAGAGGACUGGAAAUAUGUGGCCAUGGUGCUGGACCGCCUGUUCCUGUGGAUUUUCACAAUAGCCGUGGUCGUGGGCACCGCUGGAAUUAUCCUGCAGGCUCCGACGCUCUACGACACCCGGGUGCCCAUCGAUGUCAAGUUAUCGGAGAUUGCCUCGACGACGGCCAAGCCCAAUGCGGCCAGGCCAGUGUUGUAA